Jatropha curcas is the source of this 1047-nucleotide messenger RNA. RefSeq names its product GATA transcription factor 15. The record is from RefSeq and is a predicted model, not a curated record. Gene Ontology annotation, molecular function: zinc ion binding; sequence-specific DNA binding. Gene Ontology annotation, biological process: regulation of DNA-templated transcription. Lineage: Eukaryota; Viridiplantae; Streptophyta; Magnoliopsida; Malpighiales; Euphorbiaceae.
AUAAAGUGUUUUUCAGAUCCGCUUGUGCGUGCGGUGUGUGUCUGUGUCGGUUCGAUUCCUAAUUUUCGCCUCUGCACACACUCUCCUCCUUCGCUGCAUGUCCAUUUCUCUUUUUUAGGAUUUUACAGGGAAAAAAAAAAAAAAUUUAAUAUCUUCACCUUUCUCAUUUACUGAUUCUGAUCCCUCUCUUAUUCUUUUAAUUAGCUCUUUGAUUUCUUUUCUUGAUCUCUUCCCUCCAUAGCCAGAUCUUUUAAUCAGUAGACUUUCAGCUUCUGCUAUUGCCUCAACCCAAUCAGCAAUCUUAAUCAAUACCCAGUUUAGCAUACCUACUUAUCUCAUCUGGGUUUCUUUUAGAUCUCAAGUGUAUCUGUUAAAAUGCUGGAUCCAAAUGAGAAAGGAUCAGAGCCUGAAGAUAUGAGUAGCAAAUCAACAGAAGGAGAUAACCAGCAGAAGAAGAGCUGUGCCGAUUGCGGAACUACAAAGACACCGUUAUGGAGAGGCGGUCCAGCUGGCCCGAAGUCUUUAUGCAACGCAUGUGGAAUCAGGAGCAGGAAGAAGAAGAGAGACAGUUUGGGUUUAAGCAGAGCAGCAAGUGAGAAGAAAGCAAGAAAAGCGAGCAGUAAUAGUAAUAGAUUAGGCGAUGGGUUAAAGCAGAGACUAUUGGCUUUGGGUAGAGAGGUAUUGAUGCAGAGAUCGACGGUGGAGAAACAGAGAAGGAAGCUAGGAGAAGAAGAGCAAGCUGCUGUGCUAUUAAUGGCAUUAUCUUAUGGCUCUGUUUAUGCUUAGCGUUAGGUAUAAUAAAGGAAAUCGACAAAUUGUUGUAUUAGCUGACCCAAUUAAGUUGAAGUGUAUGCUGUGAUUUUUAGUUUUGGUCUUGAUUAGGUAUUAUUUUUUUCUUUUUUUUCUUUUUUUUUGGGUAGGUGUUCUUUUUUCAAGAUUUGGGCUAACUGUAUUUGGGAUUUUGGAUUUGAGUUGAAGAAAUGCAAAAGGUGGAAGGUGGAAGUGGAUAUUUCAUAUUUGUCAUUUUAUAAAUUUUUCCUAACAAAG